Molecule: messenger RNA, 2448 nt
Organism: Pseudovirgaria hyperparasitica
Lineage: Eukaryota; Fungi; Ascomycota; Dothideomycetes; Acrospermales; Acrospermaceae
Product: striatin Pro11
Exons: 4
Coding region: 1-2448 (815 amino acids)
Molecular function (GO): protein binding
Source: RefSeq, a predicted model, not a curated record
AUGGCCUGGCAACAGCCCAACCUAGGCGGAGGUGGGCCAGUCGGCGGAGGUGACAACAAUGGACCGCCCGCUACAGAAUACACCCUGCAAGGGGUCAUGCGCUUUCUUCAAUUGGAAUGGCACAACCAUGAGCGAGCACGAAACGCAUGGGACAUUGAACGAGCUGAAAUGAAGGCUAAAAUAGCGAAACAAGAAGGCGAUGUACGAAGCGCAAAGAAACUCAACGAUCAGCUUGACAAGCAGAUUCGCAUGCUGGAGAUGGCUCUCAAAAAUGAGCGUGCAAAGAACAAGGCUGCUAAAACAGACGACAAGGUGUCCGCGCAAAACAAGCAGCACAAUUCUUUCCUCGACGUAGACAUUGAAGGUAAAGAUGGGGGCGAAAGGUUCCGAGACGGCCAGCGCGAUAAAUCGAAAGCGUAUAUGACGAAAUGCGUCGAAGAGAUCACUUACUUGCUUACACCGCCGAUGCAUGCACCAAUGCCUCCUUCAAAUGCACAAUCGCUCGGCAACUCCGUCCACAUGAUGAAUUCACAAGAGCCCUUACAGAUGGAAGAGAUGUACCUACAACGCCAGAGAGCACAGCAUCAGACAGGUUUCAACCAGUCGCAUCCUUCCUCUGUCCCCAAUCAUCAAUCCCAGCCCAUUCCAUCCAUGUCUGAUAUACCGAAUCUACCGUACGGCAAUCAGCAAGCACCUCACAUGACCAGAGAGCCAUCUGGUCAACAAAUUCUAUCACAAUCCAUGGGAUAUCCAUCUACAAGCAUGAGUUCUGGACCUGCUGAACCUGACUCGCCCCAGGCAUUUGUUUCCAUCCACGAGGAGCCGGCCGAAAGAAUUACGCACUCUUUCGACGCAGCUGGGAAGCCAGUUGCAGCACAGGAAGAUGAAAUAUCUGGUACUAGACACAUCGUCACCGACGAAUCAGAUUGGAACUUUGACGAGUCGUCCCAAAAUUUCGAAGCUUCGGCCGAUGGUCAGGCGACGCGUAGGCCUGAUACUGAUGUCUUUCCAAGCGCAAGCACAAUUCCAGCAAAAUCACCGCCUCGUAUAGCCUCAAAUUCGCAUCGGAGGCGGAGUUCUGGACCCACUGCAAUGAGUCGACAUCGAAGUGAAGGGAAUGAGGUGCGCGACUUGUCUGGAAUGGGCAGCCGAUCCGAUCAUCAAAACUUCACAGUUCGGUUUGCUCUGCGUGGCCAUCUUGAUGUUGUUCGAUCUGUCAUAUUCACGGGUGGUGGUAGUCCGUCUGAGCCAGAGAUUUGCACAGCGGGUGACGAUGGUAUGAUUAAGAGAUGGAUAAUACCUGCUAGCUAUGCUUCGCAGCAUAGCGUUAACAAUGACUUGGAUAUACAAAGCUAUUUUACACAUCGUGGGCACGAGGGCAUCGUUACAUCUUUGGCGGCAUGUCCCGCCGCGGCGAAUUUUGCUACGGGUGGACGGGCAUCAGGGGAUGGGUGGAUAUUCUCCGGUGGCCAGGACUCAUCCGUGCGGGUAUGGGAACGUGGGCGUGUGGACCCGAAAGCAACUUUAGAGGGGCACACUGAUGCAGUCUGGUCGGUCUGCGUAUUGCCUACAACAUGCGCUGCAGUGUUCGGGCCAGAGUGCAACAAUUACGGCGGCCCUGACAGGAUCCUUCUGGCAUCUGGAUCAGCUGACGGGACGAUCAAAAUCUGGGCAGUGAGCGCGCCACCCCAGGCCGUGUCGCCCUCUACAGGAUCUCGUAGGGGCGUGGGUGGGAGCAGAAGAGUAUCGGUCACUUCUGGCUCGAACUACCCGUCGUCGCCGCAACCUAGUGUGGCCACUUUGACGCCGUUCAACCACAUGCUUGUUCAUAACAUAGUCCGACCUACUGCGCCAUCACCAACAUGUAUCUCGCCACUAUCACCUACAGGCGAUAACUUCGUUGUGUCAUAUACUGAUUCAGCAGUAUUGGUCUUUGACACAAGGACUGGGGAUGAAAUCAUCGGUAUGGCUAGUGCAGAGACGUACGAUGGUAACCCGAGGACAGGUAUCAACACGGUCGUGGCUUCAUCGUUAAGUCUUGACGGUUCCGGGUCCGAUAACGGCAGGAUACCUGAAGAUGAGAGCGUCAUUCAUGGCGCAACCGGCUCGAUGAGCGAGGGAAGUGUUGAGGGUGUCGUGAUUAGCGGGCACGAAGAUCAGUAUAUCCGUUUCUUCGAUGCCAACAGUGGACAAUGCACGUACAGCAUGCUCGCCCACCCUUCUGCGAUCUCUUCGCUAUCGCUGAGCAAAGAUGGCCGAGAAGCCGUCUCGGCUGGACAUGACGCCUCGAUUCGGUUCUGGUCGCUUGAAAAGCGGAUAUGCACUCAGGAACUGACUAGCCAUCGCAUCAUGAGGGGUGAAGGAGUCUGCAGUGUCGUUUGGAGUCAAGAUGGCAGACUCGUAGUGUCGGCAGGGGGUGACGGAGUUGUCAAAGUUUUUGCUCGGUAA